GACUUGCCAUUUUCUAUCGUCUUCAUAUCCUCUUCAUCCUCAAGAUUUUACUCCUCUUUUCAUCUGCAUGCAGAGUAGAGCUAGCGUACACAAGAACCCUAACACAGGAAAGUAAAGCUAAGAAUAGCAUCAUGGCUGAGGGAGUUUUUGGGAUUAACCAAAGAGCCAAGGCGAUUGCAUUGACAGCAGCAUGGUUUUUCUGCUGGAUUUUGUUUACAGCCAGUGACAUCGGCAGUGCUGAAAGGCUCCUGAAAACCGUCGAGCCAGGACACAUUGUGGAGAAGGAAAUGAGGCAAGGAUUCAUAGUUCGAUUGGUGCAUUUCCUCUGGCAAAGUGGAAAAUCUUCUUAUCAACAUGUUUGGCCCGAGAUGGAAUUUGGCUGGAAACUGGUGGUGGGAACUGUGGUUGGGUUCCUUGGAGCAGCACUGGGAAGUGUUGGAGGCGUUGGAGGCGGUGGAAUUUUCGUUCCAAUGCUCUCUUUGAUCAUUGGGUUUGAUCCCAAGUCAUCAACUGCCAUUUCUAAAUGUAUGAUAAUGGGUGCAGCUGGUUCAACAGUAUAUUACAAUCUGAGGCUGAGGCACCCAACACUAGACUUGCCUCUGAUAGACUAUGAUCUGGCUCUGCUCUUUCAACCUAUGCUCAUGCUUGGCAUCAGCAUUGGGGUGGCUUUCAACGUCAUCUUUGCCGAUUGGAUGGUUACAGUGCUGCUCAUUCUCCUGUUCAUAGGAACAUCUUCUAAAGCAUUUUUUAAAGGACUAGAGACAUGGAACAAGGAAACUAAGAUGAAAUUGGAAGCAGCUGAAGUGGCGCAAUCAAAUUCUAAAUUAAAUGAGGGUCCUGGAAACGAAUAUAAGCCUCUACCAGGUGGUCCAUCUGCUCAUGCAGAUGAGAAAGUUCCCCUGCUGUACAACAUCUACUGGAAAGAGUUAUGUCUGUUAUUGUUUGUGUGGAUAGCUUUCCUGGCUAUUCAGAUUAUGAAGACAUACACACAGACAUGCUCUGCCAAAUAUUGGACACUGAACUUCCUGCAGGUACCAAUUGCAGCUUCAGUUUCCUUAUAUGAAGCAACUUGUUUAUACAAAGGGACGAGGACAAUCGCAUCCAAGGGGAAGGAAAUCACAGUUUGGAAACCAAACUUGAUUUUUCUCUACUGUUGCUUGGGCAUAUUGGCUGGCGUUGUUGGAGGAUUGCUUGGGCUAGGCGGUGGCUUCGUCUUGGGACCCCUUUUUCUAGAAUUGGGAGUUCCUCCUCAGGUGGCAAGUGCAACAUCGACUUUUGCAAUGACGUUCUCAUCUUCCAUGUCAGUAGUACAGUACUACUUACUGAACCGAUUCCCAGUUCCUUAUGCUACAUAUUUUGUCUUAGUUGCCACAGUUGCUGCCCUCGUUGGUCAGCACGUAGUAAGGAGGAUAAUUGCAAUACUUGGCAGGGCAUCUUUAAUCAUAUUCAUACUGGCACUGACUAUUUUUGUCAGCGCAAUCAGCUUAGGUGGGGUUGGCAUAGCAAGCAUGAUUGAGAAGCUGCAAAAUCACGAGUAUAUGGGGUUUGAUAAUUUGUGUCACCAGUCCUAAUGUACUAUUCUGUUGAUUAUACUCCACGAGUCAAGGGUUUUCUCCGGGAAGGAUACUACAAUCUGGGCCAUUCUGUUUCAUAAAUAAAGCCCACUACUACUGCCUUCCUGGGAGAAAAGUCACCUACGGACAUGUUAUGUUUCAUAAUUAAUCCAUCCACGUUUUCUUAAGAUUGCAGUAACAUAUUUUUGCAACCACUUUUAUCUUGGUUGUUUUGUGGUAGUAAAUGAUUUGUGUUGAAAGUUGUCCUAAAGCAAACAUCGUUUGUGUGAAUUUGGGUGAUUGGAUAUUGGAA
Molecule: messenger RNA, 1866 nt
Organism: Coffea eugenioides
Lineage: Eukaryota; Viridiplantae; Streptophyta; Magnoliopsida; Gentianales; Rubiaceae
Product: sulfite exporter TauE/SafE family protein 3-like
Exons: 12
Coding region: 132-1571 (479 amino acids)
Biological process (GO): protein ubiquitination
Cellular component (GO): Cul4A-RING E3 ubiquitin ligase complex; membrane
Source: RefSeq, a predicted model, not a curated record